Messenger RNA from Psammomys obesus (fat sand rat), 1452 nucleotides. RefSeq names its product hyaluronidase-1-like. The record is from RefSeq and is a predicted model, not a curated record. Gene Ontology annotation, biological process: carbohydrate metabolic process; hyaluronan catabolic process. The transcript is spliced from 3 exons. The coding region runs from base 1 to 1452 and encodes 483 amino acids. Gene Ontology annotation, molecular function: hyalurononglucosaminidase activity. Lineage: Eukaryota; Metazoa; Chordata; Mammalia; Rodentia; Muridae.
AUGUGUAGCCAGUGGGUGGCGCAGCUUGGUGAACUGAUGAUCUUUGCUCUGGUCACUCAGGCAGCUCUCAAACCAGCAAUGCCUCCAGGAAUCAAGGACGAGCCUUUCAGUGUUUUCUGGGCUGCCCCGACUUUGUUCUGUAAGGAUAAUUUCAACGUAAAAAUUAAUCUGCAAGUAUUUAACAUCAUUCCAAAUCCUUUAGAAACGCAGAGUGGAUCCACAAUCACCAUAUUUUAUCCAAAUGAACUCGGAUAUUACCCUUACUUCUCUGAAGAUGGAAAAUCCUUCUCUGGUGGAAUACCUCAGAAUGUGAAUCUCUCCGAGCACCUCAAGAAGAGUGCCAACGACAUUGCGGGUGCUGUUGAAUUGUGGAGGUCAGAAGGACUUGCAGUCAUCGACUGGGAAGGCUGGAAACCCCAGUGGGACAGGAAUUGGGGCAGCAGAAGAAUAUAUAAGAACCAUUCGUUAGCCUUCACGCGGCACCGUCAUCCCGACUGGUCAGAAACCAAAGUGAGAACAGUUGCGCAACAAGAAUUUGAAAAUGCUGCACGGAGUUUAAUGAAUGUUACUCUCACGUUGGCUUUAGAAAUGAGACCAAAGCGCUUAUGGGGCUUCUAUCUCUAUCCGGAUUGCUACAAUUAUGAUUACCGGAUAAAUGCAAAGUUCUACCAAGGUAGUUGCCCAGAUGAUGAAAUUUUCCGCAAUGACCAACUCUUGUGGCUGUGGGAAAAAAGCGCAGCACUUUAUUCUUCCAUAUAUUUGAGUAAAAUAUUAAAAUCAAACUUAAAUGCACUGAAAUUUGUUCAUUUCCGAGUGAGAGAAGCCCUGAGAGUUGCUGAAAUGGCCAGAAAGGACUAUGCGUUGCCAGUUUUUAUUUUUUCCAGGCCAUUUUAUUUGCAGAGUGUUGAAGCUCUGUCAGAGGAGGACUUAGUGCAUACGGUUGGUGAAAGUGCCGCCCUGGGAGCGGCAGGAAUAAUAUUAUGGGGAGGAUACGAAUAUUACCAUUCAGAGGAGGCUUGCUUAUCUGUGCAAGAAACUGUUCAAGGGCUAUUGGGUCCUUAUGUUCUCAAUGUAACAUCUGCAGCAAAGCUCUGUAGUCAGAGUUUAUGUAACAGUCAUGGGAGAUGUGUUCGAAGGACACCCGAAUCCUCCUUUUAUCUGCAUAUGCCCCCAAAUAGCCACAAGAAUGAUGUCUCAAACAAGAGCCUCAAAUUUGUCAUUUCUCCAAGGAGUAAGAUGAAGACAAUAAUGAAUAUGAAGACUGGAUUUGUGUGUCACUGUUACUAUGGCUGGCACGGAGAAUCCUGCAGAUCUCGUUUUCCAAAUCUAUUGAGUCGGAAGAACAAGGCUCCUACAAUUGCAUUUAAUUCAUUUAUUUUUCUUGGCAUGACCUUAUCGGUGAUUCUGGUGAAAAUUUUCCUAUUCCCUAUUACAAUGUCCAUUUUUUCUUAA